Messenger RNA from Rotaria sp. Silwood1, 984 nucleotides. NCBI's taxonomy places the organism in Eukaryota, Metazoa, Rotifera, Eurotatoria, Philodinida, Philodinidae. The record is from the annotation of a GenBank genome assembly.
AUGAGUUUAAGCGAGUUCUAUUUGGCUUGUCGUACGGGUGAUCUGGGCACUAUUCAACGUCUGCUUCCCACUUUGUCUUUGGAUGCUCUCAACCGUAUUGAACCAAAUGGAAGUACAGCUUUACAUGCUGCAUGUCACUAUGGACACAUAGACGUCGUUCGAUUACUCUUGGAAAAAGGAGCUCAAAGGCGGUUGUUGAAUAAGUUUAAUCUAAUUCCUGUUGACGAAGCUCAAUCACGUGAAAUGAAACAGCUGUUCGAUCGACCGACAACUGCCGCAACACAACGAUUUGUUGGCGAAACCCCUCAAGUCGAAUGGUCCAAAGCAGGUCUACACUCUGCCUAUACAGCUUUCGGAAACUGGGAUAAUCCUGUCGAAUUCGAGAAUAUCCAGAUGGCUUCUGAUGAAAUAAGCAAUGCACAAGAACUUAGUGAUGCCGCGGGAAUGGAUCAAAUUCAGUAUUUCUUGAACAUGGCUGUCGAAACUUCAGACUAUACGUAUUUUAUACGAGCAUACACAGCUGAAACGGAUUUCUAUAAACGAUUAAAUCGUUUGCAUGCUCAAACAAAGCUUGGUUACACCGAAGUGGACAGAAACAAAUGGUUCAUCAAGUUUGCGACAGUACUUAAAGGUAAUUGGCAUAUGAGAAAGUAUUGGUGGACUGGAAUGUGUUUUCGUGGAAUAGCAACAUUAUUAAAACACCAUCAAAUUUAUAAAUUAGAAAAAUUAAGUAAACUUAUGUUUAAUGAAUUAAAUUUGAAGUCAAGAGUGUCUGAUAGUUUAACAGAAACAAGAAAAGUUGAUGAUGACAUGAGUUCAGAAUCAGAUGAUUAUGAAUAUGAAAAUAAGGAUGAUGAAGACAACGAUUAUAAUAAUAGUAGUGAUGAAGAUGAGGAUGCUGCACCUGAUAAUGAAGAAAAUGUUAAACGUGUUCAAUGUAUAAAAACAAUAUUUUUUUGGAACAUGUAUCAAAGAUACAAUUAA